GUGCAGUUUGCCAGAUCUCACAGUAAUGUUACUCAAUCAACCAGAUAAGCAAACGUUUAGGGCGGUCGAAUGUAUAGUACCGUGACUAGGUAGCUAGAUGUUGCGGAGCUCGCUGAUGCAAAGCUACAUUUUAAUGGUAGGACGAAGUUUUGUUUCAGGCCGGGGGCCGCUUUAAGCAGUCUGUGACAUUUGGACUAGUUUGACAAGCCACGGCACUGGCACUGUGCUGAUACUGACUGGACUGGAAUAAUUUGUUUUGACUUCAUCUCUCUCCACAACGGCCUAGCGAAGGCUCCUCUUUUAUAACGCUAAAGAAGAUAAACAUGAGCUUUCUAUUUGGCAAUCGGUCUUCAAAGACCUUCAAGCCCAAGAAGAACAUCCCAGAGGGAUCUCACCAGUAUGAGCUGUUGAAACAUGCCGAGGCGACACUGGGCAGUGGGAACUUACGCAUGGCUGUCAUGCUGCCCGAUGGGGAAGACUUGAACGAGUGGGUGGCUGUCAACACUGUAGAUUUCUUCAACCAGAUCAACAUGCUCUAUGGUACCAUAACAGACUUCUGCACUGARGAGAGCUGUCCUGUCAUGUCUGCUGGGCCCAAAUAUGAGUAUCAUUGGGCAGAUGGAACCAACAUCAAAAAGCCGAUCAAAUGCUCAGCUCCCAAGUACAUUGAUUACCUAAUGACCUGGGUGCAGGACCAGCUCGAUGACGAGACACUCUUCCCAUCUAAGAUAGGUGUCCCGUUCAAGCGAAACUUCAUGUCGGUGGCUAAGACCAUCCUGAAGCGCCUGUUCAGGGUCUACGCCCACAUCUACCACCAGCACUUUGACUCUGUGAUGCAGCUGCAGGAGGAGGCCCACCUAAACACCUCGUUCAAACACUUCAUCUUCUUCGUUCAGGAGUUUAACUUGAUUGACAGGAAAGAGCUGGUCCCACUACAGGAUUUGAUUGAGAAGCUGACCACCAAGGACAGAUAAACCCAGGCUGACUGAUCAUUUUAACUCUGUGAUAGUCUACUAUUCUUUUUGCACAGAUACCCCUUCUGCCCUGCCCUGGCCUAUAUGUAUACAGCAUAUGCUAACUUUGCGAACAUGUUCUCUAGAAAGCCAGGUAAGUAAGGAAGAGUCUUGCACUGUUAUAGGCACUAGGAUAAUACUGUGGGGGAGUUCUAUACUACUGUCUGAGCCGGUAUGUGCUCUAUAGUUGGAUGUACUCUGUGGUUUUAAUUAGGACGCAUCCCUAAAACUGAAAUAACUAUGUAUUGACAUCCUCUGUUUGUUGUUUAUUUACAGUACCAGUCAAAAGUUUGGACACACCUACUCAUUCAAGGGUUUGUCUUUAUUUUUUACUAUUUUCUACA
This is a messenger RNA of Salvelinus sp. IW2-2015, 1357 nucleotides long. Its product is annotated as MOB kinase activator 1B. Gene Ontology annotation, cellular component: cytoplasm; nucleus. Lineage: Eukaryota; Metazoa; Chordata; Actinopteri; Salmoniformes; Salmonidae. Gene Ontology annotation, molecular function: protein kinase activator activity. Gene Ontology annotation, biological process: positive regulation of protein phosphorylation; hippo signaling. The record is from RefSeq and is a predicted model, not a curated record.